This is a messenger RNA of Rhinichthys klamathensis goyatoka, 940 nucleotides long. RefSeq lists its product as uncharacterized. The transcript is spliced from 3 exons. Bases 239 to 940 code for a protein of 233 amino acids. NCBI's taxonomy places the organism in Eukaryota, Metazoa, Chordata, Actinopteri, Cypriniformes, Leuciscidae. The record is from RefSeq and is a predicted model, not a curated record.
AGACACUGUUCUGCUAUCUCUGUCUGAGAGUUCCACAUCAUGCCGUUCUCAAGAAUGGCCAGCAAAUUUUAAAAUACCAACUUUCUCAUUCGAUACAGAGCUCUUACUUUCAGAAGGAAACAAAGCCUACCAAAAGGGUGGCACCCUCUUGAGCUAUCUAAGAGUAACGAGAAGUGUCCUUGAGACACUAGCAGAGACAAUAUUUUGUUACACUGCAUAUCCAACAGGGGUCCAGAUUAUGAACGUAGUAGAGAUGUUGAUUGAAAAGUACCCAUGCCUCAAAGAGCCAGGGUCCUUUAAUGGACAGUAUGGAUGGCAACAGAGGAUUAAAUAUAAGAUGGGCAAUUAUCGAGCAAAAUUAAGAGACAGUCAGCUUUCCUGUCCAGAGCUGGAGGUCAACUCUUUGAAAAGAAAGAAGACAAUUGAAACGUCUUGCCUCAAAGGCAUGAAAAUACCCAGGAAGGCUGAAGUAAACUACUUGCCGCCAUUUCCAUUUGGGGAAACCGAGAAAACUUUAGAGAAGGAAAGAGUUGAUCUUCUUAAAGAAAUUCAGAAGAAAAACAACAAAAUGGUAAUUGGUGAGAUAAUGGAGAAGAUUUUCUCCUUUCAAAGAUUAGAAAUCAUUAAUCACUGUCCUGCUGUCAAAGAUUUCAUGGAGAGAUGGCCAGCUCUUUUUUGUGAAUCUGAGAUCAAGAAUGAGUUCAGAAGGAUAACCAAAAUUCAACUGGAGCCAACCUUUCUGCAAAAACUGGACCUCUACUCUCCAAAACUCCUGGAUUUCUUUAAAAUGAACGGUGGGGAUGCAGGCCUAAACCUUAGAAGUGUGCUUGAUUCACGCUGCCAGCAAGUUGAAGAUAAGCGAGAUGCUGUGAUUCGCUGCCGGCUUUCCUACCUGGGAGAAUCAUCUCAGGAGCUCAUUGAAGCCUACCAGGUACCUUAA